Molecule: messenger RNA, 567 nt
Organism: Pyrus x bretschneideri (Chinese white pear)
Lineage: Eukaryota; Viridiplantae; Streptophyta; Magnoliopsida; Rosales; Rosaceae
Product: probable E3 ubiquitin-protein ligase XERICO
Exons: 1
Coding region: 1-567 (188 amino acids)
Biological process (GO): protein ubiquitination
Molecular function (GO): ubiquitin protein ligase activity
Source: RefSeq, a predicted model, not a curated record
AUGGCGUUCUGUGUUGGUAUUAAGAUGCAGAAAGGGUCAUGCAAAACCUUAACGACAGAGUUAGUCCUUGUACACUGCAUCAAGAUCUUGGUGAUAGUGGCACUUAGCCAUCUGGGAAUUCUCCAACCUUUCCAACAGAUGACUGAACCAACUACUGACUCCAUGGAAAAUCAUCCCACCAAUUCAAUACUUGUGUUCGACCGUUUGUACCCGUCGAUAUCCCCGGUGCCUCUCCAUAUACUAACAGCAUGUAUCAAGAGGCUUCCAGUGGUAGAGUUUGGUCAAGUUUUUGAAAAAAUCACAAAGCAUGAAACUCAGGAGACAGUUUGCAGCAUAUGCUUGGAGUGCAAAGAGAGAAGCCAUGAGGUGAGGGAACAGUGCAAAUGUGAUCAUGUGUUUCACAGGGACCGUCUAGAUAGUUGGGUCAAUCAAGGGCAAGUGACCUGCCCUUUGUGCAGAGCCCUGUUGUUUCCGGCCAAGAGAGAAACGACGAGCUGCGGUGGAGAAAAGUCAGGGACGAUGGACAGGGAUGGUUACCUUAAUAGGUUAGAAUUCAUCGUGAGAUGA